AUGCGUUUUGUCGCUUUGAUUAUGACGCUGUUCACAUUCACAGUUGCAUACGAACCAUAUUCAUGCAUUUUAGCUGAAAUUGAGCAGUGCUCUAGCAGUAGUAGCCUGACUUCUGAGCUACGUCAAGUUGUUGUUGACCUGCACAACAAGCUCAGAUCUUCUGUUGCACUUGGUAUUGCUUUGAUGAGAGGUGGACAGAGGUCACCAUCUGCAAGUAACAUGAACAAAUUAGUAUACGACUGUGAUCUUGAGAAUGAAACUCAAGAGUGGGUUGACAAGUGCAAAAUGUCACACUCGUCUGAUUCAAGAAACGCUUCAGAAAAUUUGUACAUGGCGUUCAAUUACGACACCACUGCUGCUUAUCAUCUGCGAUCUGCGAUAAUGACAUGGUUCAAUGAAAUUCAUGAAUACAACGUUUCAGAACCAAACAAUCUUCUUACUGGAGAAAUGUUUAACACUGGUAUUGGCCAUUUUACCGCUAUGUCAUGGGCUACUUCUACUCGUGUAGGGUGUGGUUUUUCAAAUCACUGCAAAUUCGUUUUUUUUGCUUGCCGUUAUCGUCCGACGGGUAACGUGUUAGGGUUUUCAAUCUACUUACCGGGACCGGCCUGCAGCAGGUGUGCGGCAGAUAAACAGUGUUUGCUUUCUGAGGGUCUCUGUUACUAA
Molecule: messenger RNA, 666 nt
Organism: Enterobius vermicularis (human pinworm)
Lineage: Eukaryota; Metazoa; Nematoda; Chromadorea; Rhabditida; Oxyuridae
Source: the annotation of a GenBank genome assembly